GCACACCCUGUCGAACAGAUAAACAGCACUUUGUAUGUAUUUCAGAGCUACGGAGGCAUUCAUAGUGUUGACACCCUUAGCGAUAUUAGAGCAGAAGAAGCACUCUGGUGGAAAUGUUGGCAUCAACCACAGAACAAGCGGGCAUGACAGGAACCCCUGGUUUGGGCUCAACAGCCAGUAAUGUCUCAACCUUCUUGGAUUCUGAAUUUCGUUACAUCCUCUUCCCAGUUGCCUAUGGCAUCAUCUUCAUCCUGGGCCUCUUUGCGAACAUCUACGUGCUGUUUGUCCUGCGCUGCCUCCGCGAGGCCAAGGCCAUGGGUGAAAUCCGCAUCUACAUGACCAACUUGACCAUUGCUGAUCUCCUUUUCGUGUGCGCCCUUCCCUUCUGGAUUGGUUAUUACAGUCGUCAUGGUAACUGGGUCUACACGGACUUCAUGUGCCGGCUGACAGGGUCGCUGUUCUUCAUCAACACCUACUGCUCCAUCCUCUUCCUCGGAGCCAUCAGUGUCAACCGUUACUGGGCAGUCACCCGCCCGCUGGAUGCGGCCUCUUCGGACCACAGGCGCCGUGGGAUCAUUGUGUGCAUUGUCAUCUGGAUGUUCACGGUAGUGAUGGCUAUUCCAUCUCUGGUAUCUCCAGGGACCAACACUGAUGUGAACAAUGUCACUCACUGUUUCGAGGGGUACCAGAACGAAACAGAUAAGGAGAAGAAAACAGUGGCCGCCACUCAUUUUGCAAUAAUUGGAAUGUUUUUUGUUGUCUUUUUUCUUGUUGUUGUGUGCAAUUGCCUUAUUGCUCGAGCGUUACUUUCUCAAAAAACUCCUCAGUCAGAAUUCAGGUCUUCAACAAUUAAACCCCGAAAGUCCAAAAGGACCCCAUCCUUUGCAACGAUAAGACCCAGAGGGGUGAAACGGAGGGCUCUCCAGAUGUUGCUGGCAGUGGUGGGAGUGUUUGCUCUGUGUUUCCUGCCCCACCAUCUAAUCCAAGGCUUUUGGACACUAGCGGUGUUGCAGAUCAAACAGGGCUGGGGCCACGUGGACUGGGACCAGAGGACUCUUCAGGUGUUCAACGAUGCACACCAGAUCACCUUGCUUCUCAUGGGCCUCAACUGCAUUUUGGAUCCUGUAGUUUACUUUUUCGCCACAAGGAAAUUUAGAAGGUUCAUCAUGGAGCACAUUAAAAAGUUAGGAAAGGGAGAACGGUGCGCACACACGGUCACCUCUCAGAUCUCUAUGGACAGCAGGAAUCAGAGCCAAAAAGUUCAGAGCGAACAUGAACAACCUGAAAAGGAUUGAUCCAAACAUUUGUAAUAGAAAUAAAAAUGUAGAUAUCGGUUACUUGUGUGUGAAAGACCUCACCUCCCUUGUUGCUGCUAAUUGAAGAUACAGUAUUUUGUUUCACCUCUGGAACUGUGAGCAGUUUAAGGUUUUAUGCAAUGCAAUGUGUUCGUGGCUCCUCGCCCUCAGGGUCUCUGUUACGAAACUUUAAUGUGGUCUCAGACAGAUAUCUGUCCAGGAACUGUCUGAGUUGCAGCAGGCCUUAUGCACUUCCUGUGAGAAGUUCAAACUGAAAAGCAGAAGUUUUGUGAGCAGAAGUACACGACUCUAUGAAGGUUACUUAUCACUUUGUGAAAUUAAGUGUGGAGACACCAGGCACAUUAUUUAAAUCCUCACACAGGUGUUGUUCUGCAUAAAGUAGGGCGCCAAAAACAGGAGGGAAGUCAACAGCAACAAACAUAUAUUCUGAGACUAAUGACCUCUCCUGGGGUGUUAAAGAAGUAGCUUCUCACACUUAAGCUCAGUAGGCGCUGUAAAAUAAAAUAAGUAAAAUAAGUAAAAGUAAAAUACAAUGAUAAUGAGAUUGUAGUUUUGCAUCAGAGAAGUUCCUUUUUAUUUAUUCAUUUUCUUUUAGCUUUUCUCAGACAGGUUUAUCUGGUAUUGUGAAAACAGGGAACAGAGGUAAUACUGUUUGAGUACUGUUUUGCCUCUGGCAUCCAGUAAUGUAAGUUUGCAUCUAUGUUUCAUGGUAAAAAAACAAGAUUCCCUGAUUGACUGUAAUGAAGAAAGUUGUUUAAAUCUGCUGUAUAUGUACUUGCACUAUGAUUUUAAAUAUACUGUGAUCUUACCUGCUGUUGCAAAACAGAGAUAUGUUUGUUUUUUUUUAUUCUGUGGAACAGCUUUGGUUAUCUUGUCGUCUGUAGUGUUACUUUGAUCUUUCAAAAGGAAAAUAUGCUGGGAUCAUAUCACAUAAUCUUGUAAUUAAACUUUUACUUGUGGAUUUAA
Messenger RNA from Seriola aureovittata, 2282 nucleotides. It is a transcript of the gene ptafr, whose product is annotated as platelet-activating factor receptor. The record is from RefSeq and is a predicted model, not a curated record. Gene Ontology annotation, cellular component: membrane. The transcript is spliced from 2 exons. The coding region runs from base 114 to 1295 and encodes 393 amino acids. Gene Ontology annotation, molecular function: G protein-coupled purinergic nucleotide receptor activity; platelet activating factor receptor activity. Gene Ontology annotation, biological process: G protein-coupled receptor signaling pathway; chemotaxis. NCBI's taxonomy places the organism in Eukaryota, Metazoa, Chordata, Actinopteri, Carangiformes, Carangidae.